GCCAGUGAAAUGGAAAAAUCGCUGCAAAUUGCAGUAUUGUCGCACCAAAGUUGCAGUCAAAAUCCCAGAGUGUGUACAUUAGAGAUUUCAAAAAAUCGUUGUAGAAAUCGCAGUGAAAAUUGCAAGUGUAAACAGGCCUUUGUGUGAAGUAAUGUUCACUAAAGCAUAAGCAAGAAUAUAUCAAGUGGAAUCUGUUGAAUUAAUCGCUGUUUUUAUAGUGCGCGUACAAAUACAAACGACAAAUACUAUCGGAUUUCAUAUUAAGUCUAAUACUACUAUAUUUCACUAUAUUUUAGAUAGUAUUUUAAUACGUUUCGCAGUUUUAUAGGCUACGCUUCAAAUUUUGUAUUUGUAUAUUUCGUAUAUGCGAAUAUGCGAUAACACAUCUUUGAUUUGCAAUCACUACAAAUAGUAUUUUAGAACGUUCAUGGCGUGUGCUUCUUAAAGGCAGCAUUUACUACAUUUUAGGUAACCUAGUAUAUUUUGUUAAUAUUCAAUUUCCCUUGUCAGUAUGCAGGGCACGAAAUGGGAACUGUUAUUACAUCCAGUACGUGCUGGGCUAUUCAUAGUCCAUUAUGCAGGGGGUUUUAGCCGGUUUUAACACCCCCUCCACUUUUCAGUGUUCAAACCAGUUGGUAAAUUAGUCAAUUGAUAGAAUGCUCUCGGUAAACUCUGAACUAUGGUCGGUAAAUUUGUUAAGUUACAUGAAUAUUGAAUAUACAGUAGUGAUAUCGACCAGCUCCAUGACUGACUUUGAGGAAUCUUUUCACAACGUCAUAUGCAGUCGGACAAUUGAUUGCAACUAUAGUGUACAGGUACAUAAAAUCAGGAAUCUAUUCUAUGACGUUUCAUCAUCAUAUUGGCAGAAGUAUGUUUGAUAGAUCAGUCGUGAAUUAUUUUUCUUUUUCUGCAAGGGCUUGUCGUUUUGAAAACGUUGAUCAGGAGGAUGCUUAUGUAAUUCGUCCAUUUCCUUCAAUGUGGAAAUGUGGUGUAGUGGUUCCAGAUGGUUUUGAUCCAAUGGCUUUCGACACAAAGCGUUUGCAAAGCCUGUGUAGAUCUUUAGAUAUCCUAAUUCACAUGAAAGAAGGUAUAAAGGAAUUUGGACUUGAAUGUGGUAAGGAUCUGUAAUAUACGACAUACUGUAUGGUAUUAUACAUACUGUACAUAUGCCUAAAUGUAUGGCGAGGGUGGAACCGAAGAGAAAAGGGUUGGGUAAACAAAAUUUUGAGUGAGUAAAAAGGUUGGGUAAAUGAAAAACAAAACAACUCAGGGGGUGGGUAAUAAAAAUGUAUUGACAUUUCCAGAGUAUGGCUUACUCAAAUGUCGAAGACUAAAAAGCAAUGUCGAAAGUCAUAUGUCAAUACAAUAUGUAAAUCACUAGUCGAGUCACUAUCGUGAUCACUUUCCGACUUGUCAAGAGGCAAAUGGUGUCUCCAAAAAAGUACAUGUGCAGACAACAUGAAACUUUAGACUGCAGAAAAUUUUUUCACAAGCAGUUAUCAAACUCAUGUCAAAGAAGUGGUAAAGGACAUGUGACAACUGAACGGUAUCCUUUUGUAAAGUUUUUGGCCAGGGUAUUUAUACUUAAUUGAUAUUUAAGGUUGGGCAAAAAAAAUAUAUUUUGACUUUUUAAUGGUUGGAUCAGCAAAAUUUAUAUCAAGUAAAGCAUUCUCCCCCCCCCCCCCCGCCAUAAAUAAUUACUGGUCCCUAACUAAUCCGCAUUUUUUUUGUGUUCAGGCAACGAGUGCUCUGGGAACGGGAGCUAUGCUUUAUCCACAGUCGUCAUGCCAUGGGAGGGUGACGAAAUCAUACCAGACAAGUUGACCGUCUUCAACAAGAUAUUUCAAUUUCACCAGGAAAUAUGGGAGGACCAAUUGGAUGUUUUAAACGAGCGUUUUGAUGAUAAAGUACCUUUUCAUUUGGUAGAUCAUGUUCGUGAAGAAAAUAAAAGAAAAUCACCAUGUUUGAACAGCGUUUUUGGCCGUCCUAGUGCAUAUUACUGGAGUGACUGGGCAGAAAACGAAUAUGACUACGAAAGAGAACUGGCAUUCUUUACAUGGCUUCAGAACAUUAUGGUCCCGAGUAGAGUUUAUAGUGCCGGAUAUGGUAAGAUGAGUCCCGCGCCGUUAUUUUUUAUAACGACACUCGCUCCGGGCUGGGUUGGAGGAAUACUGUCAUGCGAAUUUGCGGAUUAGUUGAAAAUUAUAUAACUACUGAUAAAAUUUUCUAAACAAUUAGAAUUGAUAGAUCUAGAGCUGUAAGGAAUCCUACACAGAACAAAUCUGAUUGUAUAAAAUGCGUAUGUCGUGGUGGCAUCAUUGGCAUGCAUUGUACGAAAUCAUAUAUGGCUUGCUAUGUUGCUAACUUUAACUUGAGUUUUAUUUAAUAGUCAUUAUUUAAUAUGACAAUUACGUUAUAUGGUGUGAUUCCAUGCUCCUGAACGUUGUAUGGUACCAGACUUUUAUAAGUUUUUCGAAAUAACUGGUGGGGAGGCGGCCGCCCCCUUAUCCCAUGUGCGUGGAUGACGCUUUCCUGUGCAGAAAACCAUUUUGCAGAAACCUGUGCAGAAAACUUGGUGGAAGUAAAGUGAAAGUCAAGUCCGUUCUGCGUAUCGGUUCUGCUCAUAACAAUAUGAGGACCUCUAAUGUGAACAUUGCCCAAAUUUCGAAUGCUUCGAAUUUUACUGAACAUAAACUCUAUUUCAUAUUCAUUUAGAAGCAUAGCGAACCAAAAUGGUGUUAGAUAUUCAGACAGUGCAUCAUAUUUUAAAAAAUACAGCAGUUCAAAAUGUAAACAAACCGUUUACAUUAUGGACUUGACUUCCACUUUAAGGUUUGGAUCGGUUUAUCUUACAAAAAUUCAACUUUAAUUUAAAGUAACUAAAUAGCCGACAGUUUACUAAACACCCAGCUGCCGGCUGUCUAGUCACUUUGUGUUGCUUUAUAACUCAAUGAUUUUGUUAUUUCACUGAUGAAUAAAAGUAAUGUUGACCGUGAUAUGCUCUCGUCCAAUGAGAUGCAAGGAAACAUGAACUUUGACAUUUGGUAUAUAAUGAAAUAAAUUGUGACAAACGUUUAUUGUCUUACAGUCACUACAGUGUAAUAGACCUU
Messenger RNA from Paramuricea clavata, 3110 nucleotides. NCBI's taxonomy places the organism in Eukaryota, Metazoa, Cnidaria, Anthozoa, Malacalcyonacea, Plexauridae. The record is from the annotation of a GenBank genome assembly.